UCAAUACCAUCAUCUCUACUAUUAUGGCACUCGUUCUACCCACCUUGACCGCCUUCACCACUUCCCGUCUCACAGCCAUUUUGACGGCCAAGACUCAAGCGGAUUUCACCGCAGCGUUUGAUGCGCUUUUCGCCCGCAAUCUCAAUGUUGUUUACAACGGAAAGCAACUUUCGCGGGAACAGUAUCAGGCGCAGUUGCUCGGUCAGAGCAGUGCUGCUGUUGAAGAGCAAGGCGCGAGCGUCAGUGUUCAAGGACAACUAGAAGUCCCCGGCAACGACGGCCAAAUCUCUGGUAUUGUCGGUCUAUUCUACAGUUCCCUUGUUGACUCGAGGUUCCUCGUCUUUGGAGCUCCCGCGGAGAGCAAAGUGACUUCUUCCUUUAAUGCAACCAUUCAGGCUACAGAGCCUCGACCUCAGUCUAACCCCCGCAUUCGCGGAUAUUUUGACCCCCGUCGCAUAGUGACGGUGAACCAGAUUGCCACCGAACAAGCUCUGCAUGUCACCAUUCCUACCGCUUCCAUCAACUCAACCUCACCUGGCGUCACUACUAAGAAUUUCGCGCUUCCGCAGGGGCCAUUUGGUGCACCCUUUGGUCCCGGACCCGUACGCUUGGGCCCUACAGAGACAAAUGCUGUCCCAGAGACGUCCCCAGGGGACGGGGAGUUUGGUGCUCUUCCACCUUUGAUCCCCGGGGAAACUAUCGGUAAAGAGACAAAUACCAAGGCAUGAGUAUCUCAAAUCAUAUCUCAUACUGUACGAAUAUCCAUGACAGGGACAUAUGUUGACCUAUGUAUCGCUACUUGUACAUUACAGUAACAGUUCGAAUAAUCUUUCUGAAGGCAAAAAUGAUAUCAUAUAAACUUCGGAGCAUA
This is a messenger RNA of Suillus fuscotomentosus, 871 nucleotides long. RefSeq lists its product as uncharacterized. The transcript is spliced from 3 exons. The record is from RefSeq and is a predicted model, not a curated record. Bases 24 to 728 code for a protein of 234 amino acids. Lineage: Eukaryota; Fungi; Basidiomycota; Agaricomycetes; Boletales; Suillaceae.